This is a messenger RNA of Cajanus cajan (pigeon pea), 540 nucleotides long. The record is from RefSeq and is a predicted model, not a curated record. NCBI's taxonomy places the organism in Eukaryota, Viridiplantae, Streptophyta, Magnoliopsida, Fabales, Fabaceae.
AUGGGCCGACUAAUCCGGAUUCGGGACGGGUCCAAGGAUUACGGUGAUGCCCCAACCCCCAAAUCUCUUGACUCCACAUCACCAUUCUCCCUCCAUCCCUCUGAUGGACCACACAUCAUAAUCUGCCCCAUUGUGUUACAUGGUGAAAACUAUAAUGCUACGCUGCAUUGUGGUGGCAAAGGAGGCCACGGACAGGUAGCACAUGCUGCAACAACCUUGAAGCCUUUUGCUCAAGCACCCAUCCAAGAUUCAGAUCGUCGUGGCAUUCCUAGUCUCUUGGAUGAUCAAUGGGCUAUGCUUGUACACAUUCUCAACACUUCAAAAGGGAAAUCUUCUUCAAUUGAAAAGUUGAGUGGGUCGUGCUUUGAUGACUCUGAUUGCUGUGGGUGAGCAAUGGAACGAGAUUUAUUGGUUUUGGCCUUUGCGACAACUUCAAGCUUAUCAAGCAAUUGUGAGAGAUAAAUGAGAGUUAUGGCAUUAACGAUUGGGACACCCUUCUCAGAAAGUAUAUUUUCUGUUACCUGAUAACAAUAAUGGAAA